GGCCUGGUAGCGGGGACUGGCUGGGGGUCGGGGGAUUCUCUGUCCGCACUCUUCGUGGACGGCGAACGGUGUGUCGGACCCGCGGGGAAGAGGGGUUGCUCGUGUGUGUAUUCACGGCGGCGACGCGAACGCGGGCGCGCAACGGAACGAACGAAGUCGACAACGAAAUGCAGGCUUAUCAUCAGUUCCCGCUUUGUGUCGGCCGUUCAAAUUGUCCGUUCCUUCUUGUUUGGAAACUGCGUGGUUAAGAUGUCGGCUAAUGGCCAGCAUUAUUGCCUGCGGUGGAACAAUUAUCAAUCAAACAUGACAUCUGUAUUUCAUCAACUUCUUCGCAAUGAAUCGUUUGUUGAUGUGACUUUAGCUUGCAAUGAAAGUACUCUUAGAGCGCACAAAGUAGUCUUGUCAGCUUGUUCUUCAUAUUUUCAAAAACUAUUGAUGGACAACCCUUGUAAACACCCAACCAUUAUAUUACCUUAUGAUAUAAGCUUUAGUGACCUCAAAUUUAUCAUUGAAUUUGUGUAUAGAGGUGAAAUUGAUGUUUCACAAUCAGAACUACAAUCUCUGUUGAAGACGGCUGAUCAAUUAAAGAUUAAAGGCCUGUGUGAAGUUCCUGAAGAUGAACGGGAUACUUCUAUUACUGCCGAAGUAACUCCUCUAGGACCACUGAAGACUGGAGGACGAGUAUUCACUAAGUUGCAACGUAGAAAUUCACCAUAUAUAAAAAAAUUAAGCCCCAACGGUGGUUGUUUUCAACACGAGCAGUAUAACAGGAGUUACUAUAGAAUUGAACAAUCGGGUUUUACUCCCGUUUGUAUUGACCAAGGACACAAAACAAUUGAUUCCUCUCACUGUAUGACUGUAGCUACAUCGACUGAAGAUGAUGACAAAGAAAUGAAACCAACUAUCACGGAUUUACCGGUCGUUAUUUUGGAUCCGCAAGCUACAUUAAACGUACAAGCUCAACAACAAACACAAAUAGUUCAUAUGAACAUGUCUACUCAACCUCAACUAAGCCAUAUAUCGCAAUCUCAACUGCAGCAAGCUGCUGUCCAAACAAAUACACAAAUGAUAAUGACAUCAAGUCCAGUUAUGAGUGUAUCUGAAGCCGAUAUUCCUACAGAAGGUCAACCUGUAGGUCCAAGAGCAACGCCAGUGCCUAUCAAACCAAAUUCCAGUCAAUCUGUAACCCCGACCCAUCGUGACAUGGCAGUUGGUACAUCAAGUUCUAAUGAUAUGGCAAAUGAUGGGAGUGAAAUGAAGUAUGAGAGUGUCAAGUUUGAAACACUAAGUACAAUUGAUCAAUCUUCAGAUGCCAUCGGAAUAGACCACCAGCAAACUAGAGAUCGCAUUACGAAUAUGCAUGAUGACGAUAGUUCAAUGCAUACAAUGAUGAUAACACCUGAAUUAUUAAGUCUACUACCAAAUUCUUCUAACACUGGAGAUGUAAGCGACGAUAACUCAAAUAGUACAACGAACAAACAGUAUGGUACCAACAGUGGAAAAGGUUGGACUACAGAAGACAUGGAGAACGCUUUGGAAGCAUUACGUACACAUAACAUGUCUCUUACUAAAGCUUCAAUAACGUAUGGUAUUCCAUCAACGACGCUGUGGCAAAGGGCUCAUCGUGCUGGUAUAGACACACCUAAAAAAGAUGGUCCAGCCAAAUCAUGGAACGACGAUGCUUUAAAUGUCGCUUUAGAAGCCCUACGUACUGGUUCCAUAUCAGCCAAUAAGGCUAGUAAAGCUUAUGGCAUUCCUAGUAGUACAUUGUAUAAGAUAGCGAGGCGUGAAGGUAUUCGAUUGGCAGCACCAUUUAACGCAGCGCCCACGUCUUGGGGUCAAGAACAAUUGGAACAGGCUUUACACGCCAUUCGUACAGGACAAACCACAGUGCAAAAAGCAGCAGCCGACUACGGAAUACCUUCUGGUACACUAUAUGGUCGUUGUAAACGGGAAAAAAUUGAGCUGUCCCGCAGCAAUCCUACGCCUUGGUCCGAGGACGCAAUGAUGGAAGCUUUAGAAUCUGUGCGUUUGGGUCAGAUGAGCAUCAAUCAGGCGGCAAUACAUUACAACCUCCCAUAUUCGUCACUAUAUGGUCGGUUCAAGAGAAUCAAAUAUGAAGCCGGUCACCUCGAUGAAGAUUGCGAAGGCAUGAUCGUUUCCGACACACAAGGUGAACAACACCAGCACAUGCAGCAGCAGCAGCAGCAGCAGCAGCACACAACAACAACAACAACAACAACAACAACAACAACAACAACAACAACAACAACAACAACAACAACAACAGCAACAACAGCAGCAGCAGCAACAACAACAACAACAACAACAACAGCAGCAGCAACAGCAACAACAACAACAGCAGGUCAGCCAACAAGUGCAACCCACACCAAUGUCUCAGAUAAUGUUGGUGCAAUAUCCAGCUCCAACACAAAUACAAAUGUACCAACAACAUCCGACUCACUCAUCGACCAGUUGAGACGAAGUGAAAUACCUGCAGCCACUGUGAUAUGUAAACGUAGCAGCAGGUUUUCACCGUCCUUAAGUUUGGUUUGUGGUUGUGUUCAAUACUUUAAUUAGCAGUAGUUUUAUUGUCUGUGAUAAUAAUAUAAUGUUAAAAAUGUUUUAUUUUAAUUUAUAAUAGCGUAGUAUAUAUGUAUACAAAUUAAUUGAAUUUGUAAGUCGACAAAUUGUACAGUAUAAUCAUAUUAACUAUUAGAACAAUUUUUUUUUUGAGAGGAUGUAUGACAUCUGAGAUAAGUCUCAGAUACAAUCUAAAUUUCUCAAAAACUUUAAUUUCCUUAGCUUUAAUUUUGAUAUUUUCUUAUAACUUGGCUACAAAAUUAUUAUAUUUUUUUAUGAGUUCUCAGUUAAAUUUAAUAGUCAUUAAAUGUCUUGACUUGCUCUGAAAGACAUAACAAUGAUCACACAUUUUAUACUAUUAUAUUAAAGUAUUUAGAGCCCUCUUGAACUGCAUCAGUAUUUAUUUUACAUUUUUUACUUCUUAAGGUACCUAGUACAUUUAAAUAAUUAUACAUA
Molecule: messenger RNA, 3039 nt
Organism: Adelges cooleyi (spruce gall adelgid)
Lineage: Eukaryota; Metazoa; Arthropoda; Insecta; Hemiptera; Adelgidae
Product: longitudinals lacking protein, isoforms H/M/V-like
Exons: 9
Coding region: 250-2580 (776 amino acids)
Biological process (GO): regulation of transcription by RNA polymerase II
Cellular component (GO): nucleus
Molecular function (GO): protein binding; DNA binding
Source: RefSeq, a predicted model, not a curated record